Messenger RNA from Ostrinia nubilalis (European corn borer), 495 nucleotides. Its product is annotated as zinc finger protein 572-like. Gene Ontology annotation, cellular component: nucleus. The coding region runs from base 1 to 495 and encodes 164 amino acids. The transcript is spliced from 3 exons. Gene Ontology annotation, biological process: regulation of transcription by RNA polymerase II. Gene Ontology annotation, molecular function: DNA-binding transcription factor activity, RNA polymerase II-specific. NCBI's taxonomy places the organism in Eukaryota, Metazoa, Arthropoda, Insecta, Lepidoptera, Crambidae. The record is from RefSeq and is a predicted model, not a curated record.
AUGGACAUCCAAACAGAACCUCUGGACCUAUCCACCAAAGCUAGCUCAUCCAGGAUCCUUAGCAUCAUCGACAUAAAAUUCCUAGCUGGCCUGAACAGUCACCUAGCCAGGCUGUAUGAGCGAACCAAUCUGGUCGGUACCAGUGAGAGCUUCUGCAUACCGCAGAGAAACGUUGGCGCGAAGAAUGUGCUGCCUUGCGACGUCUGCCUGAAGACCUUUGACAGACCCUCGCUACUUAAGAGGCAUAUGCGGACACAUACUGGUGAAAAACCACACAAAUGUCCCGAAUGUGGAAAAUGUUUUACCGCCAGCUCCAAUCUCUAUUAUCAUCGAAUGACGCACACCAAGAAUAAGCCCCACAAGUGUGCCUGGUGCCCACGCUCGUUCCCAACGCCGGGCGAGCUGCGCGCACACUCGCACACCCAUGCACAUACACACGCCGUUCAAGCACAGAUACAGCGGUAUAAAACUCGGAGGCUGCCUUUUCCUACGUAG